Molecule: messenger RNA, 413 nt
Organism: Hymenoscyphus albidus
Lineage: Eukaryota; Fungi; Ascomycota; Leotiomycetes; Helotiales; Helotiaceae
Source: the annotation of a GenBank genome assembly
AUGAAUCAUGCUGCAGCUGCAUUCUUUGCUCUUCAUCUACGAGUACUCGAGUAUGUGUGGAUAGUAUAGAAUUUCCCCCCUAGGUAUGUUGGUGAGGCUAGCGAGAGCUAACCUCGAGCUUCACAUGGCAAUUGUAGGAGCCAAGCUAUCCCUGUGAGUUUAGAUAUGACGUGCAAACCAUCGACAACCUCAGGAAGACGUCGACGUCCUGUGAAAGGGCACAGGAGCUGCAUCUCCAACGCAGGGAUGUUGCAACUGAUACACCUGCAACCUCAAGCUUGACUCUGGUCUCUGACUCUCUGGAGCUCUUCCCUGCCAUACUCGUACUUGGUACGGAACGGACGACGCGGAGUAAACAUCCUUUUUCGCUGUUGGUUCCUGCCCAGCCGGAACUAUAUGGGAAUGCUGAAUAA